CGGAAUAAAGCCUUGUGAAUGGUAACAAUUUUUCUACUGAAACGGUUGGAAAUUAAACCGAUUAGAAUAAGAAUCGAUUCAAACCGUAAAGCCGGCCGUUUCUACCUUUUAAGUGGGUUGUUAUCACUGCCAACUUAAGCUACACUCCAAAGGACCCAGAGGUCAAAGUCUUCUCUUUGGAACAUCCGAUUCCUCCGCUGAAAGCGUCAAACGCUAUGAAAUUUUAUUUCUUCUCUCGCACCAUUCACCACCACUACCACUACCACUACCACUACCGUCAGUUUUUCCAACAUGUCUACGCCGGCAGAAUACUAUCGUUCUUUGCCACCGGUGAGCAAGGCCUAUGGGGUGGCUUGUUUGAUGACCACAGCCGCUUACUAUCUGGAUCUUUAUAACAUCAGGAAUAUAGCUCUCUUUUAUGGAGAUGUGAUUAAACGUUUUCAGGUUUGGAGGCUGUUUACCAAUUUCUUCUUUCUUGGCCCAUUUUCAUUUCCCUUUGCAUUUCGUCUCAUAAUCAUAGCAAGAUAUGGGGUUUCUUUGGAGAGAGGACCUUUUGACAAGAGGAGUGCUGACUUUGUUUGGAUGUUCUUCUUUGGAGCACUUUCACUUCUUCUGAUGGCAGCUGUUCCAAUGCUCUGGUCUCCUUUCAUGGGAGUUUCUCUGGUUUUUAUGAUCGUCUAUGUCUGGGGACGUGAGUUCCCUAAUGCACGUAUCGACAUUUAUGGACUUGUGUCAUUGAAGGGAUUCUAUCUUCCCUGGGCAAUGCUGGCCCUGGAUCUGAUUUUUGGGAAUCCAUUGAAGCCAGACAUUCUGGGGAUGGUUGCUGGACAUCUUUAUUAUUUCCUGACAGUGCUUCAUCCUCUUUCUGGUGGAAGAUUCAUCCUCAGGACUCCUCUCUGGGUUCACAAACUGGUAGCAUUUUGGGGUGAAGGGACACAAGUAAAUGCCCCGGUGCAGCGUGAUCCUUCUGCAGGAGUUGCUUUCCGAGGAAGAAGCUACCGUCUCAAUGGCACCAGAGCCAGGCCUGCAGAAGAAUCUCAGGGAACCACUCCGGCCCAGCAGCCAAAUACCUCAGCUGACGGAGUGGCUUUUCAGGGAAGAAGUUAUCGUCUUGGAGGCCGUUAGGGACUUACUGUUGUAACCAAUAUUUUCUGCAUCAAAGUAUAAGUGCAAUUAAUCUUAAAUCAAAUAAUGUAUUAAUUACUACCAAUUAAGUUAUAUUCCUCUC
Manihot esculenta (cassava) is the source of this 1228-nucleotide messenger RNA. Its product is annotated as derlin-1. Lineage: Eukaryota; Viridiplantae; Streptophyta; Magnoliopsida; Malpighiales; Euphorbiaceae. Gene Ontology annotation, cellular component: Hrd1p ubiquitin ligase ERAD-L complex; endoplasmic reticulum membrane. The transcript is spliced from 7 exons. Gene Ontology annotation, molecular function: misfolded protein binding; ubiquitin-specific protease binding. The coding region runs from base 292 to 1125 and encodes 277 amino acids. The record is from RefSeq and is a predicted model, not a curated record. Gene Ontology annotation, biological process: endoplasmic reticulum unfolded protein response.